This is a messenger RNA of Cylicostephanus goldi, 1098 nucleotides long. NCBI's taxonomy places the organism in Eukaryota, Metazoa, Nematoda, Chromadorea, Rhabditida, Strongylidae. The record is from the annotation of a GenBank genome assembly.
UUGCGAGAAGAGUCUAGAAGGCAAUAUUUAGCUAAAAGAAAGGACGAUAAGCUUGAUGAAUUGCGUCAUGUGGUCGCGGACGAUGAGACUCUAUUCGCGCAUGAAGACCUCACCGAAAAGGAACGAAAAGAUAUGGAGUAUCGAGAUGGUGCAAAAUGGGAGCAAGAGCAGCUUUUGGCAAGUAUGCUCACAUAUGGAGCGAAAGAUGCUAAGCUUAAACAAGAAGAAUUUGACUUACUGCUUGAUGACAAAAUUGAUUUCAUCCAAGCUCUGCAAAUGCCCGGAACGCUGGAAAAGCAACAGGCUGAAGAACUCAGCGCAGCUCAGAAGAGGAAAAUGACAAUAGAAGAAACAAGACGAUCGCUGCCUGUUUAUGCUUUUCGAGAACAGUUUAUCGAAGCUGUCAAGGAACAUCAGGCAAGUUGUUCAGCUAAUCUUUUGUUUGUGCUGAUCAUCGAAGGUGAAACAGGUUCUGGAAAGACUACUCAGCUACCCCAAUAUUUAUAUGAGGCUGGGUUCUGUAAAGACGGUAAGAAAAUUGGAUGCACUCAGCCUCGUCGAGUAGCAGCUAUGUCUGUUGCGGCCAGGGUGGCUGAGGAGAUUGGAUGCAAGUUGGGCAUGCAAGUUGGCUACAGUAUCCGUUUCGAAGACUGCACAUCAGAGAAAACUGUGUUGAAGUAUAUGACUGAUGGUAUGCUUCUGAGAGAAUUUUUGAAUGAACCCGAUCUAGCCAGCUAUAGUGUAAUGAUGAUCGAUGAAGCUCACGAGAGAACGUUACAUACCGAUAUACUUUUCGGCCUAGUAAAGGAUAUUGCUAGGUUUAGGAAGGAUUUGAAACUUCUCAUCUCUUCUGCGACUUUGGAUGCUGAGAAGUUUUCCACCUUUUUCGACGAUGCACCGAUAUUCAGAAUUCCAGGAAGGAGGCUAGUAUUGACUGUCUUAACGCAAUCUUCCACUUUCGUCAUGAAUUUUCUGUUUCCUGUGGAUAUAUACUAUACACAAGCCCCGGAAGCAGAUUAUCUCGAUGCAGUCCUAGUCACCAUUAUGCAGAUUCAUCUCACGCAACCUCUUCCCGGCGAUAUUCUAGUGUUUCUCACA